Trichoplusia ni (cabbage looper) is the source of this 1858-nucleotide messenger RNA. Its product is annotated as carnitine O-palmitoyltransferase 2, mitochondrial-like. Lineage: Eukaryota; Metazoa; Arthropoda; Insecta; Lepidoptera; Noctuidae. Gene Ontology annotation, biological process: fatty acid beta-oxidation. Gene Ontology annotation, molecular function: carnitine O-palmitoyltransferase activity. Gene Ontology annotation, cellular component: mitochondrion. The record is from RefSeq and is a predicted model, not a curated record.
AUUGACGGGCUGCCAGUGUGCCAGUCAGACAGAAAAUCGUAUAGUUGUUUAAGCGGGUCAAAUGUUUUUGUAUUUAUUUUCUAUUUUAUUUUAAUAUAACUAAUUAUUAUUCGGUGUAAACCGAAUAACAUUUAACAGCUGUUAUAGUACCGAGUGAUUGUUUACAGAAAAAAGCUGUUGUUUUUGAGGAAGCCAAGACUGUCGAUAAAAUGAUUGGAGUUAAUAAAUUAAUUUGUAAAAACAAUAUUGUUGGCCAAAAGAUGGUGCACCAGAGAUAUUUCUCCAGCAAGGGUAUUAAAGAUGUGACUUAUCAGUAUUUGCAAAGAAGUAAAGUGCCGACAAUGCAUUUUCAAAAAUCACUGCCGCGGUUGCCGAUCCCCGAUUUAUCUAAGUCUGGAGAACGGUAUUUAAAGGCUCUAAGGCCUUUAUUAAACGAUGAUCAAUAUGCAAAAGCCCAACAGACCACUAAUAAUUUUAUUACCAAAGAAGGGAAAGUGCUUCAAGAACUGCUUAUUUCUAAGGACAAGAAAAACAAACAUACAAGCUAUAUAUCAGAGUACUGGUUUGAUCUGUAUCUGCGUGAUCGUUCACCUCUACCUAUAAACUAUAAUCCCAUGAUUGUGUUUCAAAAUGAUGUGAGACCAGAAUACAAUAAUCAGCUCAUAAGGUCCACAAAUAUAAUGAUAAGUGCAGUUAGAUUUAUGUUGUCAUUAAGGGAACAAAUUUUGGAGCCUGAAGUGUUUCAUAUGAAUCCUAAGAAAAGUGACACACCAUUGUUCAGAACUGUGACUGGAAUGCUGCCUGAAGCAGUCUCUUGGUAUGGUGCCUAUCUAUUCAAAGCAUUUCCCCUGGAUAUGAGCCAGUUUAAUGGUUUGUUUGGAGCAACUAGACUGCCAAGACAUAGCAAGGACGAAAUCUUCAGAGACCCCAAAAGCAAGCAUGUUGUUGUACAGAGAAAAGGAAAUCUCUAUGUUUUUGAUGUUUUAGAUGCAAAUGGCAACCUUUUGUCACCUCUGGAAAUGCUUGGGAAUUUGAGCAAAAUUCUGAAUGAUGACUCCCCAGCCGCUGAACAUCCUUUAGGAGUAUUGACUACCCAGAACAGAGAUGAAUGGGCCAAACACCGUUAUUAUCUAGAGGCUACAGGCAACACUGAAGUCCUCAAUAAGAUAGACUCAGCUAUAUUCAAUUUGGUAUUUGAUGAUGAUGUUAUCAAUGAUGAUAAGCGGACUAUUUUAAAGAAGUGGUUGCACAGUGAUGGCACUAACAGAUGGUUCGACAAAUCAUUCAGUCUCAUCGUGACUAAAGAUGGAGUAUCAGGAGUGAACUUCGAACAUUCGUGUGAUGGUGUAGCUGUGCUGAGGUUCUUCCAAGACAUAUAUGCGGAAACUACGAAGAAACCCUUCGUCCACCCAGACUCAAAACCUGUUGAUAGCAAUAUUAGUGUUCAGAAAUUAGAAUUUAAAUUGGACAAUAAAUCAAAGGAAUUUAUUGACAACGCCAAGAGUCAAUACAAAGCAUGGUGUGACUCUCUCAGUAUUGAUUACAUAUUGUAUGAAGGACUAACAAAAGGGGCGUGUAAGAAGUUCAAAGUGAGCCCUGACUGUAUUAUGCAACUCGCGUUUCAGUUAGCACACCAUCUUAUAAAAGGCAAUUUCGUCGGCACGUAUGAAUCCUGCAGCACAUCCGCCUUCAAACAUGGUCGGACAGAAACAAUGAGGCCCUGCACUGAGAAAACUAAGGUUAGUUAACUUUGUACCAGUAUAUUGUUAUGCUCCUACUCUAUUCGCAAUUAUUUGUGAUCAGGCAACGAUAGUACAAACCUUCCACACGACAAUCAGGCGAUCGAUGUGUGUCUACA